CCUGUGCUUGAUCAGUGUUCUAAUCGAAAUGAGUGCGAGUACAGCAAGGUGCGUCGGCGUGGUCGCCGCGGUCUUCGUGUUGACCAUCAUCGCCGCAGUGGCAGCCUACGACUUCGAGGACGCUGCUUUCAAUGCGAGACUUAUCGGUGACCUUGAUGAGUAUGCAGUCUCGUCAGCUCGUAAUCGAAGGGAUGCUGAUUUGGAUGUUGAUGAAUUUUUCCAGUGUAAACAACGAAACCAGAAGGUAUGCUGCGGAAAGAGCAGCCUUUUCAAAAAUUUCGGUGAUAAAGACAAGACCGCCGGAAAAGCAUGUUACCGGGAGAUAGCAGAAAAGCUCAAACGAAAGGAUGAUUUAGACGAGGAUUUGAUGGACAUCUUUUCCUGCGAGCAAAUUAAACAAAUGAAGAAAAAACACUUCUGUAUCCACGAGUGUAUCGGAAAACGAAAAAAUUUGCUGAACGCAGAUGGAUCAAUCAAUGUGCUUAACAUGCGAACAUAUCUGAAAAAAGAACUCUUCACAGAGGAGUGGCAACAAAAAGUUGGUGACAAAGCCAUGGAAAAAUGUUUCAAUGAAAAAUACGUUUCAAGCUGGCCCGACUCUGACAGUUCUGACGUUAAGUGCAACCCUAUCUCGGUUCAGUUCCAACACUGCUUAUGGAAACAAAUUGAGCUGAACUGCCCUGAUAGCGAGUGGAAAGACACCCGGCGAUGCAACAAGAUCAAAGAGUACUUGCGGAAACAGGAGCUCUCGCAGAAGAAUAAAAUCAGCAAGAAUUGAGAAGACUCAACGGAGAUUCACUAGCGUGUGACUUGUGGCGCUGCGCUGGGAUUCAACGCUUCCCACCGGUCGAGACACAUGUGGGUCGACUCAUUAUCGAAUGAUCGAUAGAUAGCAUGGCUAAGAUACGGAUUUAUCGGUCUAGGUCAAUCGAUAACAUAUCAACAAUCGACCCGCUGCGAAUCGAUAGUUGUGCCUGUAUCCAUAGUUUAGUGACUUCGAUCGAUAUAGAGCUCCUUUGAAAAAACACGGCGUAUGACGUAAUCCACCUUCGUUUCAUUCGUGUUUUAAGUCGACCAUCCAGUGCACUUGUCGCCGCUCUUCUGAUGUAAGGGCGUAUCUGCAUGGAUUUCAGCAUGAGCCACAGAAAGCAUGGAUUUGUAUGUAAAAUAGGGCUCAACAGAGACGGAUCCAGCAAUUUGGCAACACCGAAUUCCUUCAUUUAAACCUAUGCCAAAUAAUCGAUUCUUGUUGGAGCACUGGCGUCUCCAAGAAUAGAUACAUUUCCAUGGGUUUAAACGGAGGAAAUCCGGUGUUGCCAAAUCAAUGGAUCCGCCAGUGGGGCUCAAGUGGAAAUUGAGAUACGCCCUAUACGACACUAUCCGCAUUGUAUUUAGAGUAACAGCUUUCGGUGCUGAAGUGCACAUUCUCUCGUCUAUGACUAAAAACUUGUUCGCAACGUCCAUGUCCAUAAGUUGUCAGCAAAAUGCAUCUCAAAAUAUAACCCCAUUGACGAUUAGACGUCAGAGACGCCCAUGGAGAUAGACGAAAGUUGUUUCUUUGAAAGAUCUUUCAUUGGAUUGAUAUUAGAGCAGGAGUCCAUUUGUAAAUGUCCUUUUGUUGUUGUUAAUUUUCAAGAGAAUUUAAGCUUAAUUUAUUUCGAUAGGGGUUAGUUGAUAGUUGUACAUAAUUAAAAAAUUUUCAAAAUUGAA
This is a messenger RNA of Bemisia tabaci, 1710 nucleotides long. Lineage: Eukaryota; Metazoa; Arthropoda; Insecta; Hemiptera; Aleyrodidae. The record is from RefSeq and is a predicted model, not a curated record.